This is a messenger RNA of Tilletiopsis washingtonensis, 1971 nucleotides long. RefSeq lists its product as hypothetical. The record is from RefSeq and is a predicted model, not a curated record. Gene Ontology annotation, molecular function: ATP:3'-cytidine-cytidine-tRNA adenylyltransferase activity; RNA binding. Gene Ontology annotation, biological process: tRNA 3'-terminal CCA addition. Bases 1 to 1971 code for a protein of 656 amino acids. The transcript is spliced from 7 exons. NCBI's taxonomy places the organism in Eukaryota, Fungi, Basidiomycota, Exobasidiomycetes, Entylomatales.
AUGUCUGCGCCCGAGGCGAGCAGUGCCGGCUGCGCGGCGGCGCCGACGCUGGCGCUGCAGCGCCACGAGGCCGUGCUCGUGCAGCUCCUUGCCGACACGUGCGACUGGCUGGCACAGACGCAGCCGCAGCCGCCACCGCCGGCGCCGCAGGUGCACUAUCACCCCGGCUGGACGUGCGAGGCGCGAAUCGCGGGCGGCUGGGUGCGCGACUGUCUCCUAGAGCAGCCAUCGGCAGACCUCGACAUUGCACUCUCGACGCUGACCGGCCACACUUUUGCGCUGCUGCUGCGCGAGUAUCUUGCUUCGCCGCAGUACCGCGCUUCAUCCCUGGCGCAGCAGCCCGAACUGCAGCAUGCGGCCAUGGGCAGCAUUGCACGCAUCGAGGCGAACCCGGAGCAGAGUAAGAAUCUGGAGACGGCUACGGUGCAGCUGCUCGGCCUCAGUCUGGACUUUGUGAACCUGCGCAAGGAGGUGUAUGAGGGAGAGAGUCGCAUUCCAAGCAUGACCUUCGGCACUGCCUCCGAAGACGCCGUGCGCCGCGAUCUCACCAUCAAUGCGCUCUUCUACAACGUGCACACCCGGCGUGUCGAGGAUCUCACCGAGCGAGGUCUGUCAGACCUGCGCGAGCGGCGCAUCCGCACGCCGCUCGAGCCGCAGCGCACCUUUCUCGACGACCCGCUGCGCGUGCUGCGCUGCGUGCGCUUUGCGGCGCGCCUUGGGUACACGCUCGACGAGGCGAUCCUUGGGUCGAUGUGUGAUGGCGCAGGCGAUGAGGUGCGGGCAGCGCUGCGCACCAAGGUGUCGCGCGAGCGCGUCGGCAUCGAGGUGGACAAGAUGCUCUACGGGCCUAACCCGCUGCGUGCGCUGGAGCUGCUGCACAAGCUCGGCCUGUACAACGAUGUCUUUGCCUUCCCCGCGAGCGACGAGGAGAUGCGCCGCCUGCCGUUCGCUACGUCAAAGUGCACAAAAGCAGAGCUGGGACCCCAAUGCGAGCCGAUUCCGGUCGAGGCACCCUUGACAGCCCUGCGUUGCGCGCGCAUCGUCGAUGCCCUCUGCCGACAAGCGGCCGGCGCAGAGGCACGGCCCGAGUCGCCUUUCCCAGCGGGCUUCCUGGCGCAGCUGCCACAAAGCUUCCUGGCGCCGCUGACGGACCGCGAGGAGCGCCGACGGCUAUUCAUGCUAUUCGCCAUGCCUCUGCAGGGCCGGGCGGUCGUCGAUGGCAAGUCGGCGUGGUGCUGGGCGGGCGAGCGCGUCAUUGCAAACGGCCUCAAGCUGGGCGUCAAGACGACGAGAUCGCCGCUUGCUGCGCUCAACAGCGCUCGCGAUCUGCUUGACACAGCAGUCUCGGGCGUGCGCGACUGCACGCCCUACGUCGAGUCGCUCAAGGGGCUGGGAUCCGAAGAGGUGUCGGACGAUGCCGUGCUGAUGCUCGUGGCGCGCGAAAAGAGCAUCUCACUGCCGGAGCUGAAGCUCUCUCUGCCGACGGCGCUCCUCGCUGCUUACGUUGCCCGCCUCGCCAAGGCGUGGGGUCCGGCGUCUGUGCAGGCCCCUGAUGCAGACCAUGCUUCGGUGCUGCCAGAGAGCGAGCUGCAGGCGAUCACACGAGCCUACGUCGCAUUCCAUGAGCGCAUCACCGCUCUCGACGCAACGGAGCGCGCACUCGAGAAGCCGGCCUUGGACGGCAACUCGAUCGCCAAGGCCGUCGGCAUGCCUUCGCUCGGCCGUCUGACGCCGCGCAUCCAGACGCGCGUGCUCGCGUGGCAGUACUCGCGCCCGCGUGCAGCCCACGACGACGCAGCGGCACAAGAGGCGCUGCGCGCCGAGUGCGCCGCGUGGCUGGGCGAGGCGUGGCAGGCCGGCGGCGUCGUGCCGCGAGAGGAGCGCGAGGCACUGCUGCGCCCGCCAGAGAAGGUCAAGGGCCGCGGCCAGCAGGACUCGGCCGCCGCGCGCAAGCGGCAGAAGAGCGAAUAG